This is a messenger RNA of Haplochromis burtoni (Burton's mouthbrooder), 2298 nucleotides long. It is a transcript of the gene prmt2, whose product is annotated as protein arginine methyltransferase 2. Gene Ontology annotation, molecular function: protein-arginine N-methyltransferase activity; protein binding. The coding region runs from base 842 to 2098 and encodes 418 amino acids. Gene Ontology annotation, cellular component: nucleus. Gene Ontology annotation, biological process: peptidyl-arginine methylation. The record is from RefSeq and is a predicted model, not a curated record. The transcript has 9 exons. Lineage: Eukaryota; Metazoa; Chordata; Actinopteri; Cichliformes; Cichlidae.
UUAAAAAAAACUCAUUCAAAAAAGGAAUAAAUAAGGCAAAAAAAAAUUUAAAGUCUGAUAUAGAGGUAUGGAUAAACUGGCGACUUGUCCGGGAUGCUUUCCUUUUUAUAGCUUUUAUGAUCUAAGUUUUUGAGAAAGUGGAUGGAAGGAUAUCUAAAAUUCUUUGAGAUGUCCAGCAGUAUAUUACAUCUGUUUUAUCUUCUUGCAAACAAAUUUUUUAAUGUAUUUGCAUGAAUGGUUCAGGGUUAUUUUUAAUCAAGAACCUAAUGUUUAAAUUUGAGGCAACGGGAAAAGCGUGCAGAUCAAAAAUAAAUUUUUCAUACCCUCAAGUCAUUUUCUUUUAAGUCAAACAUUUUGUCCAGGAAAUUGUGAAAUUCUGUUCUUUGGUCUUUCAGGAAACUUUCAGUGAAGGGUCGCUUUACACAAGCUUCAAGAGGCCAUUUGGAAAUAGAAGUGAAUAUGACACCAGAAGAAAGACGAAAAUGCAACUGUGAAACAAACCGAAUAUGAAGACCAACGUAUCUCAUAAUGAAGCUUAAUAAUAUUUGGUGCACAAUGCAGUAAACGUUUUCUGAUAGGGUUAAAUGUCGUGUUAUUUCGUUUGAGAUGAACUUACAGUUUCGAAACUUCCGACAGCACGUGAAGGCUUGAUAACGCAACCUUACGUCGAAACAGGAAGUGUCUGCGGUGCGCGCUGUAGCUGAAAGUAGGAGUUUCGCCGCUCGAUUCACUCUAAACUCACAGUGGGGGUUUUUUGUAGUUUUUUUUAGUUGCUCUGCACGUGAAAUGGUUUGGCUUGUUUGUUAGAGAAAAACAACCAGCGAAAGUGUCAAAAGCAAAUAUGCAGACGGAGGAUGAGGAUGAGGCGUCCUGUGAGGAGUACGUUGCCCGGUCAGAUUUCACUGGAAGUAGCACCGAUCAGCUUAGUUUCAGCAGAGGGGACAGACUGCUCGUGCACGCCAAGCCCUCCUCAGAGUGGUGGUGGGCAGAGCUGCAGGGGGUCAUAGGUUAUGUCCCUGCCAGCUACAUGAGCCAGGAUGCUGCAGGGGAGGAGGAGGAGGACCCCUCAAUAGAAGACCCGUGGCAAGAUGAAGAAUACUUUGGCAAUUAUGGAACGCUGAGGCUUCACCUGGAGAUGCUGUCAGACAAGAGCCGCACUGAGGCAUACCGGCAGGUUAUUCUCAGCAACAGUGCUUCUCUCAGCAGCAAGAGGGUAAUGGACCUCGGCUGUGGGACUGGCAUCAUCAGUCUGUUCUGCGCUCAGUUGGCACGCCCCUCAAUGGUGUAUGCUGUGGAGGCGAGCUCAAUGGCAGAGUACACCAGGCAGCUGGUGAAGCAGAACGGCUAUGAUGAGGUGGUCACGGUGCUUCAGGGGCGGGCUGAGGAGAUCGAGCUGCCUGAACAGGUGGACGUCCUGGUUUCUGAGUGGAUGGGUAACUGCCUUCUGUUUGAGUUCAUGGUGGAGUCAGUUCUGCUGGCCAGGGACCGCUGGCUUAGAGAUGGUGGUACGAUGUGGCCCUCCUCUGCGGCCCUCACCUUUGUGCCAUGUCAGGCCGACAGCUAUUAUGCCGAGAAAAUGGCCUUCUGGGAGCGGCCAUAUGGCCUCGACUUCACUCCUCUUCAGCCUUUGGCACAGCAGGAGUUCUUCACCAAGCCCAAGUUCAGCCACAUCAUUGAACCAUGUGACUGCCUCGCUGCUCCUUGUGAUGUCAUCUCCCUCGACAUGUACACUUUACAAGUGGGAGACCUCGAGGAAAUGAAGGGUCAGUUUCAUUUUUGUGUGGAGAAGUCUGGAGUUUUCCAUGGAUUCACCGCCUGGUUCACUGUUUGCUUCGAGAGCCUGGAGGCAGGAGGCGCAACUGUGGAGCUAAACACUGGCCCCAACUCUGGGCCAACACACUGGAAGCAGACAUUGUUCAUGCUAGACAGGCCAGUAAGUGUAUGCGCAGGAGACUCGAUCAGUGGAACCAUUGUCCUCCAGAGAAAUCCUGUCUGGAGGCGCCACAUGACCGUUACCCUGCACUGGACCAUUAAAGGGAGCACAGACAAUCCAGACAACUCCCAGGCUGGAACAAAGAGUUUCCCCAUGUGGAGGUGACACAUAUUCGCUCAUCACCGGUGGAGAUCUAAAAUAGAAAAACAGUCUAAUAAAAUUAAACUGUUCGGCUGUGAGACUGCUGCUGAAGCGGACUGGUGUGUUGCUCACAUGUUGCAAUGAAUGUGCCAGAGGAAUGCCUGCUAUCAUAGUGAUGAGCCCGAUUGCUGCAAUCACACCACCCUAAGAGCACGUUUACUGCU